AUGAAGCAUAUCGAAUCUUUGACAUUUCUCGGCAUAGCUAAACAUUUAACAACAAAUGUUCCCCCGUGCUGUAUAGUUAAAAUAGAAAUGUCCAAGUUGAUAAUCCGAUUAGCACACAGGUCUUUAGUGUACGCAUCCAAGCGUGCUAGCUUUUAUGACUGCAACACACUCUUGAAGAGUUCAAGCACCAGUAAUAAUGUGUUGAUGAUGGUUUUGUAUAGUCAGGAAAUUAAAAGCCCACAAGAAGCAAGUAAUUCAACAAUGGAGUCUGCUAAACAGCAGAAUGUGUCAGACAUGCGGAAGCCUUACAGAAGUAAAGAUGAUGUGUUUGAUUUUGAUGACCUUGUUUCUAAAGAGCCAUAUGAGCAGUUCCAAGCAUGGUUUGAAGAAGCCCAGAAGCAUGAUGGUAUUUUUGAGGCUAAUGCUAUGGCAUUAGCUACUGCAACAAAGGAUGGCACACCUUCAGUGAGAAUGGUUCUUAUGAAAGGAAUAGACAAACAGGGAAUUGUGUUUUACACAAACUUCCUCAGCCGAAAAGCUCAAGAACUGGCUGAAAAUCCGAAAUGCAGCCUAAUGUUCUACUGGGAACCAUUGAAAAAAAUGGUGCGCAUAGAGGGUUCAGUGGAACGAGUUUCUGAGGCUGAAUCUACAACAUACUUCCAUUCUCGGCCUCGCACAAGCCAGAUCAGUGCUUGUGUGAGUCUGCAAAGCUCUCUGGUGCAGAGUAGACAGGCACUGGAAGAAAAAUAUGAGGAACUUCUAAAUAAAUACAGUGACGACAAUGUCCCUAUUCCAAAGCCUGAUUAUUGGGGUGGAUUUCGUGUUGUCCCACACAGGUUUGAAUUCUGGCAAGGCCAAACCAAUCGUCUGCAUGAUCGUAUUGUGUUCCGCUUACCUCGAGAUGGGGAAACCAUUGAUCCAGAAAUUACACACAAAGGCACAGACGGUUGGGUGUAUGAGAGACUCAUGCCGUAG
Molecule: messenger RNA, 975 nt
Organism: Candidula unifasciata
Lineage: Eukaryota; Metazoa; Mollusca; Gastropoda; Stylommatophora; Geomitridae
Source: the annotation of a GenBank genome assembly